AUGGAAACAGAAAACCACCACCAAUUAGCCUUCCUCGAUGUACAACUCGACAACAGUCAAGAUAACAUCCACACUGCCGUCUACCGCAAACCAACCCACACGGAACAAUACAUUCACUACCUGUCAAAUCACCACCCUCAGAUCAAACAAGCCAUCAUUGCCACCCUCACCCGACGAGCCAUAGCCAUCUGCAAUUCAGACGGCCUCAGCCAAGAAAUCCAUCACCUAAAGCACACCGUCAGUGCCCUCAACGGAUACCCCAAACAGCUAGUAGAGAAGACCAUACGCAAAACCCUGGCCUCCCAGCAAAAAUACCCUAAUCCCAGGUCCAAACAAGCCUCAUCACCUAUCCUCGUCAGUAUCGCAUACCUAGGUCCCAUAAGUCACCAGAUCAGCAGAUUGCUCACCAGUACAGCCAAACUAGAUGUAACUUUCACAUCAGACAGAACACUAAAGAACAUGCUACAUGCUAAUGGGAAAGGCCCCAUUGAGUCCACCCCAAAUCCUAGAGGAUGUGUAUACGAAAUAGCAUGCAACUGCGGAGACAAAUACAUAGGAUAG
Haliotis rubra (blacklip abalone) is the source of this 561-nucleotide messenger RNA. RefSeq lists its product as uncharacterized. Bases 1 to 561 code for a protein of 186 amino acids. The transcript has a single exon. The record is from RefSeq and is a predicted model, not a curated record. Lineage: Eukaryota; Metazoa; Mollusca; Gastropoda; Lepetellida; Haliotidae.